Molecule: messenger RNA, 1340 nt
Organism: Podarcis raffonei (Aeolian wall lizard)
Lineage: Eukaryota; Metazoa; Chordata; Lepidosauria; Squamata; Lacertidae
Gene: PRDX6
Product: peroxiredoxin 6
Exons: 5
Coding region: 42-716 (224 amino acids)
Biological process (GO): cellular oxidant detoxification; cell redox homeostasis
Cellular component (GO): mitochondrion; cytosol
Molecular function (GO): peroxiredoxin activity
Source: RefSeq, a predicted model, not a curated record
UGAGCCGCCGCUCGCCCCUCGCCGCCCUUCUCGCCGCCUCCAUGCCGGGCCUGCUGCUGGGCGACGAGGCGCCCAACUUCCACGCCGACACCACGCACGGCCCCCUCCGCUUCCACGACUUCCUGGGAAACUCAUGGGGCAUCCUGUUCUCUCAUCCACGAGAUUUUACACCAGUGUGUACAACAGAGCUUGGCAGAGCAGCAAAGCUGGCACCAGAGUUUGCAAAGCGUAACAUUAAAAUGAUAGCCCUCUCUAUUGAUGAUGUCAAAGACCAUCUCUGUUGGAGCAAGGACAUCAAUGCCUACAAUGGAGAUGAGGCCAAAGAGCAGCUCCCCUUUCCCAUAAUUGCUGACUCAAAACGGGAGCUUGCAGUCCAGCUGGGCAUGCUAGACCCAGAUGAGAGAGACAAGGAUGGUAUUCCUCUGACUGCCCGUGUGGUAUUUGUCUUUGGCCCGGACAAGAAACUCAAACUCUCUAUCCUCUACCCAGCAACCACUGGCAGAAACUUUGAUGAGAUUCUGAGAGUGGUUGAUUCCCUACAGCUAACAGCUGCUAAGAAGGUUGCUACCCCAGUUGAUUGGAAGCCUGGGGACCAGGUCAUGGUGAUUCCAAGUGUACCAGAAGAAGAGGCUGACAAGCUCUUUCCAGGAGGAGUUUGCACCAAAGAACUUCCAUCAGGAAAGAAAUACCUGCGUUACACCCCUCAGCCUCAAUAGCAACUGUGAAGAGAGAUCGAACAAACCAGAAUGCUGAUCACAGGGGCUCUGUAGGAAAAGCUGCAUUAACUAUUUUGUGUGGAAGUAGAUUUGCCAAGCACACAAUAUUUAGCAGAGUGACUGAGUCCCAGCUAGUCAUCACGGGGUUGAUCUGUUCAGACAUGUGAUCAGUUGUCAUGGGUUUAUUUUAAAUGAAUAAUCAAUUUUCUGCUCUUUAGCCAUGUAUAAACACACUUUUCAGAUAACAGAUUAUUUCUUUGUCACUGAAAAUUUUAGUAAGUGGGCAAACAAUCUCUCGUGCUGCUAUGUGCAGAAAAUCUCAAAAUAAAACUGUUCAGCUAACCACUGUACAGGCUGUGGGGUCAAAUGAGGUAGGGUUCUUGAGCACAGUUCACUAGAAAUGAUUGUGACUAGAUUGUUUGCACAGCUGAAGCUUGUUGCAGUUUUCCUGGGCCUUUAUUUCAAAUUAAUUUGUUCUACUAAUCAAAUGCCUAAUCUGGAAAGGCUUGUAUUAACCACCUAGUCUGUAUUGGUUACAUUGGAUUGAUGGCUAUACCAAAAAGACUUUCAACCUUUUUUUUUUAUUCCUCUUAUUCAGGAAAUAAAACUAGCUAUUAAAAUGUG